CCUCGAUCAAUAUUCCAAAGCCUCUUUUGGUUUUUCCAGUUGUUUAAGCCAUUGUUAAGUCUGCCUUGCCAUCAACGGUUCCCUCAGCGACAACGGACGCGAUAUUUUGGUUUUCUUAACACUCGUUAUCCAUUAAGUUAUACCAUAUUUAACUCUUUUAUUUCUACCUAUUCUGGCGUCCUCGUCGCCAUCUUGCGGUCUAACAAAAUAACAAUAAUAUUAGACGCCACCAAGAAGUCCUCUUGAUACGAUUUCCCCGGAUUACUCCAGAUCUAUCAAAAAGGACUCGAUUAUAGAGCUUGCCUAGGCACUAAAGGGACACGUCCAAUAGCAGAGGCCACAGAAUUACACGCUCGAAGGCGUACCUUUCCAAAUUGAUAAAAAGGCGAGCCGAUUUGCCGAGAUACGUCUACCAAACCCCAUAAACGGCCCCCAAUCGUUUCUACAAGGCAGCCGUAGAGCCUGCCUACCGCGAGUACCCAUAUUUUAAGAAGGCUGAAGCCUAUAUCGAGAGAGCCUCUUCAAGAUGGGCGACGAAUUGAAUAUGAGAAAAAUCAAGGCUAAGGCCCAUCGUAUGAGUCGGCGCGAUUCCGGCGGCAGUGCUCGCUUCAAUCCGUUUAGACACAUAGCCUAUGGAGCGCCGAAGCGAUCAAGUACGAUAGAUGCAGCUGAGCGAGGAAUAUUAACCGGCGAUAGCGAUAUAGCGCACCUAGGUCCAUCUACAAGCGCGCCAGGUCGUCUUCUGACGCCCGUCAACCAGUCGGCACGGAAUAGUAAGGAGCUAGAAGGUAGCCACGCGGUCGACCACGCGGAUCAGGGCGAGACAUUUGUAUCACAGGCGACAACUGUUGGAAAUGAUCCUGAUAGUAGUAGUGUGCGACAUCGCGGUGCCCAGGAAAAUACCCCAACCAAGCCCGGAGAUUUUGAAGAGGAUGAGAAGCCCAAAAAGACAAACACCGGCGGUUUCUUCAAGCAUGUCGAACCUGCCGAGCCAUUCACCGUUCGGAAUCAAAUCCAGCGCGUAUUUUUCGGUUCCCCGAUCAACAUACUCAUAUUCGCCGCGCCUGCGGGUAUUGCUCUACACUUUCUCAACUUUGACGGUAGAGUUGUAUUCGGUGUCAACUUCGUCGCUAUCGUGCCUCUCGCCGCGAUGUUAAGCAAUGCUACUGAGGAGAUUGCGAUGCGAACUGGAGAAGUUCUUGGAGGACUAAUAAACGCGUCUUUUGGUAAUGCUGUUGAGCUGAUUGUGGCCAUCAUCGCUCUCACAAAGAAUCAGAUCAAGGUUGUACAGACGUCUCUAGUCGGCAGUAUUUUGUCCAACCUACUUCUCGUCCUAGGCUUCUGCUUCUUCUGCGGUGGCAUUAACCGUCGAGAGCAAUACUUCAACACCACCGUAGCCCAGACUGCUGCCAGUUUACUGGCUCUGGCCGUGGGAAGUCUUAUCGUACCCACCGUCUUCGCACAUACCGACGAUUUAAAUGAGGGUUCUAUCCAGCUAAGCCCCAAUGCUGUCCCGAACAUAUCUCACGGCGUUGCCCUUAUCCUACUAAUCGUAUAUGCCUCGUAUCUUUUCUUCCAGAUGAAAACUCACGUAACGUUGUUUAACGAGCAAAGCCAGAAGGUUGCAAGCAAGCCGAUCUUUAAGAAGGGUCUUCCGGAGGGUGCUGUUGCUUCCGGGAUUGCGAGAGCAGGUGCUGGAGCUACCCACGCCGGUGUUCACGACGAGGAGGGCAAACUCAGCGAGAUAAUGUUGAACCCUCUUGGGCACGUGGAUGAUGAUGAUGAGGAAGAAGGACCUCAGCUUAGCUUUGCCGUCGCCUUUGCUACCCUCAUCGGUGCUACCGUCAUCAUUGCACUCUGCGCGGAGGGUAUGGUUGGUGGUAUCGAGGCCAUUACUUCUACGGGUGCCGUCAGCGAGGAAUUCGUCGGUCUUAUUCUCCUCCCGAUCGUCGGCAAUGCCUGCGAGCACGCAACUGCCGUUACUGUCGCCAUUAAGGACAAGAUGGAUCUCGCUAUUGGUGUCGCUAUUGGAUCGUCUAUGCAGGUCGCCCUUCUUCUCAUCCCACUCCUUAUUAUUAUCGGUUGGGGUAUGGGUAACCAGGAGAUGACCCUAGCUUUCGAUACGUUCCAGGUUAUUGUUCUUUUCGUUUCCGUCCUCCUAGUCAACUAUUUAAUCGGUGAUGGGAAGAGCCAUUGGCUUGAGGGUCUCAUUUUGGUAUGUCUGUAUGCGAUCAUCGCUACAUGCGCAUGGUUUUACCCUACAAUUCCCGGAAAUGCAUAAGGAUAAUUUGCAGUUCGGAUCAUAGCAAUCGUUACAUAAUAUAAUUCCCCAUUGCAACAGUCUCGACGUUACUUUAAUUCUCUUUGUAUUAUUUAAUUCUUUUCGGCUGUCCAUAUUUCAGGUCAACGAAUCUACUCUGGAGAGCCCGAAAGACCUUAAUCCACAGACGUUUUUUACUCUAGAGAUCUAGAAAACUGAGUCACCUCCGUCGUUGUACUAACACGAUUCGUCUAUACCACCACCUAAGCUAGUUCUGUUUUAGAAUCGGAUUUUGAUAUUUGGCGUUAUGGUCUAAGGGGAACAGGCUCAAUGGGUGGCGUGAAGCUGCAACUGAUAGUUCAUCUUGAAUUUGAGGUUACGUUAUCCUCUUAAGGCAAAAUGGGUCGAUCAGUUUAGCCUCUAUUGGCAGCACUUUAGUCUUUGUGUCAUUGUGUCAUAUUUCCUUUCUUGGGGGGGUAUACCUUGAGAUGGACAAUAGCAGUGGAGUUACAUCUAAGUUCGAUAAGGACGGGAAAUGAUUUUCAUGACUAAAUACCUCAGUAAAGUCGAGUGUUGUACAUAUGAGUGGUUAGAGUUGCAGUACCGAAGUAAUCGAGAUGGAGAAACCCGGAAUCAUCUAAGAACCUAUACCAGCCUUUCAUAUUCAGUCUUGGGCUUGUUUAGUUGAGUUGUCUUGAUAGUAAACCAACCACUAAGUAC
Daldinia loculata is the source of this 2980-nucleotide messenger RNA. Its product is annotated as Calcium/proton exchanger. Bases 527 to 2281 code for a protein of 584 amino acids. Gene Ontology annotation, molecular function: calcium:proton antiporter activity. The record is from RefSeq and is a predicted model, not a curated record. Lineage: Eukaryota; Fungi; Ascomycota; Sordariomycetes; Xylariales; Hypoxylaceae. The transcript is spliced from 4 exons. Gene Ontology annotation, biological process: calcium ion transmembrane transport; intracellular calcium ion homeostasis. Gene Ontology annotation, cellular component: fungal-type vacuole membrane.